Messenger RNA from Chroicocephalus ridibundus (black-headed gull), 1851 nucleotides. RefSeq lists its product as uncharacterized. The coding region runs from base 1 to 1851 and encodes 616 amino acids. Gene Ontology annotation, molecular function: ATP binding; microtubule binding; microtubule motor activity. Lineage: Eukaryota; Metazoa; Chordata; Aves; Charadriiformes; Laridae. The transcript has 13 exons. Gene Ontology annotation, biological process: microtubule-based movement. The record is from RefSeq and is a predicted model, not a curated record.
AUGGAUGAUGAGGGGAAAAGCUAUGUUUCUGCAGAAGUAUCUGAUACGUUGGAAUCAGUUUCUUUUCUGAAUGUAGUGGGUAAACCCUCACCUAUGGAGUCAACAGUAUUGGCUAAUACAGAGGAACAGGAGGCAUAUCAACCUUUGAAAGUCUUCUUGAGAGUGAGGCCCUUUUCUGUAACAGAUCUUGAAAACCGUGAAUCUCAGAGUUGUGUAACUAUUGAAGAUCCCCAGACAGUAAUUCUUAAUGCACCCAAAGAAUCUUCUACAAUGAAAAACAGUGAAAGAGGGAUUGGUCAUUCUGCGCACAGGUUCACAUUUUCUCAGGUCUUUGGACCAGAAACUACUCAGAGUGAAUUUUUUGAAGGCUCAAUGAAAGACAUAGUAAGAGCAUACAUUAAUGGAGUGAAUGGACUGGUGUUUACUUACGGGGUUACAAAUGCAGGCAAGACAUUCACUAUCCAAGGGACUUCAAAAGAUUUUGGUAUUUUACCUCGCUCACUUGAUGUGAUUUUUAACCACAUAAGGGGAAGACAUUACCUGAAGAUGAACUUCAAACCAUAUUUGAGCAAUGAUAUUAAGAAACUAGAAGAUGCACAAGUUAAGCAAGAAGAAGCCAUAAAAACUGCUAUUCUUGCAUCACUGAAAGAGAUUUAUCUAAAUUUACAGUAUGGAUACUUGGUGAACCUUGGAAUAAUAAGGCAACUGGCUGUUUUUGGAGCUCAGGGUAAACUGGAAGAACUUUCUGCAUCAGGCAGCACACAGUUCAAACCAAAAACCAUUGCAAAGCCUGUAAUCCAGACAAUCCUACCCAAAAGUUUUGGUUAUUUUCCACCCAAGCUAGUUGGAGGUGAUGGCAAACCUAUCGUGUGCUUUGAUGCUAACACAUCUGUAGAUGACUUUUCUGACAGUACUGAAACCUCCAUGGAAGAGGAAGUGGACAUCACCAUUCUGAGUCAUGAGGAUCUCUUGAAAACUGCUGAGAACUUAAAGGAGAAACUUGUUGCAGAAAGGCAAAGUAAACUGCUCCUGGAGGCGAAGAUACGUAAAGAGAUGGCAGAAGCAAUGUUCCGACAGCUGUUGGAAACAGAGGAAGCCUGGAGCAACCGCUUGGAAGAUAUGAAAGACAGUUACGAAGAAAAACUGGAGAGCAAAUUUGACAUGUAUAAAGAGGCCCUCAAGAAACAUGCAUAUGUGUGUGCAAUGGAACAGAUUGAAGACCAUUAUGUUCCCAUAGAAGAAUUUCUAGCUGAACAACAGAAAGUUGAGGAUAGGGAGAGUAAAAUACUGCAAUUGGAAAGGCAACUUGAUGAACAGUCAAGGAGGCUGUUGGCUCUGGGAAGUCCAAAUUCAGAUAUACUGACUACUGACAAUAACAUGGAACUAGAUCUUAUGAACAAGACGAUGAAGAGAGCCAAUGAAGGACUGCAGAAACAAUGCAAGGAGAAAGAAGAGCUUAUAAAAUCUCUGAAGUUUAAAAUACAGAAAUUAAAUGAGACCCUGCUAGAAGCUAAUGAAGGCUACAGAAAAAUGGCAGAAGAGAACAGUCAACUGAAGCAUACAAUUGUGCUCAAGGAACAAGAAAUGAAUAGUCUUCAGAACUGGGCUAAACGUGUUCUUGAGCUUGAAGAAACAGUCUCUUCCCUGCAAAAAGAACUUGACGAAAAGAAAAAGCAUUUCUCUAUAGAGGAGGCAAAACAGCCAAAACCUAAGAGAGGUUUGUUGUCUAACCUGAAAUCCACAGUAGCAGCUACUGCUAGUACACCUCUUGGUAAAGGCUGGGGGAAGUAUGAAGAUGCUUCAUCCUCUUCAAGAAAACAAGUACUGUUUGCUCAUAAAGCAAAAGAAUAA